AUGAAAGCAUUUAUUGUUAGUAUUUUAUUAAUUUCAUUAGUUUCAGCAGCUGUAGUGAUAAAUGAAGAAGCUAUUAAGAAAGACCCAAUAUAUAAACAAUACAGUGAAGCGAUGAAUCAAAUUGAUAAAGCUGUUGGUGAAAAGGCACAAAAAGAAAUCUCAAAAAAAAUGAGUUUAAAAGCAAAAUUUAACAAACAAGUAAAGUUACAACUUGCUAGAAAAGCCAAGAAAAUGGCAAAGAAAAUUGAAUAUGUAUCAAAAGUAAAGAAAAUGAAUAAAGUUAUUCGUAAAUCUAUGAAAGAAAUUAAGGCUAAUACUGAUAUUAAGAAAGUUCUUCAAAGAGUUAAGAGUCAAUUAAAAUUAAUUGCUGGAAAAGAUACUAAAGCAAUAAAGAAAAUGAAUAAAUUAAUUAAAAAAUUUGAUAAAGGAAGUCAAAGAAAAGUUGCUCAUAUUGUUAAGAAAUUACAAAAGAAAGUUCAAUUAAAGAAAAUUAAAAAAGCUGGACUUAAAAUUGGACCUACAGAAAAGAAAUUAGCUCAAAAAGCUAUUAAAUAUGUUCAAAAAGCUAAUGAAAGAAUGGGAAAAAGUGAAAAAUAUAUUGAACUUUCAUGUAAAAGUUCUCCAAAAUAUUGUUCUUUCUUCAAGAAGUCAUUUGUUAUUGCUAAUCCAAUUAUUGUUUAA
Entamoeba dispar SAW760 is the source of this 681-nucleotide messenger RNA. RefSeq lists its product as uncharacterized. Lineage: Eukaryota; Evosea; Mastigamoebida; Endamoebidae. The record is from RefSeq and is a predicted model, not a curated record. The transcript has a single exon. The coding region runs from base 1 to 681 and encodes 226 amino acids.